GAGCCGAGCCGGGAGCCGCGGGGAGCGGGGAGGCUGCGGCCGGGGCCGGGGGCCGGCGCCCACCGCCGCUCCGCCCGCCCCAUGGCUCUGCCCGGGGCGCCGGGCGCCCCCCGCCCCGCUCCGCCCGCCCGGCGCCCAGGGGGCGGCCGGCCCUGAGCCCGCACCGCUGCCGCCGCGACCGAAGGAAAGUGGCCCCCGGACUCCUCUUGUGCCACACAAAACCCUGAGGGAGGAGGAAGAGGAGGAGGAGGAGGGGGAGGAAGUAAGAAAAGAAGAAGGGAAAAAAAAGGACAAGGAAGAGCUUGGAGUGAAGCCAAGGGGGGUCUGGAUCGUGACGGAGGGGACUCUGGGCUCCUCAGGACACCUGUGGCCAGCUGGGAGACACCCACCCCCACCACUCAACGCUGGAGCUGGUGACCCCAGAGUGAGGGCCCGACGUGGGGGGCAGCAUCACACCCUGGGGACAUCCAGCCCCGUGUACCCCUCCCCAGCACUGGGGAGCAGGCAAGGCGUGACCUGCUGGAUUUUAUCUUCCUGGGACAUCCAAGGGACUCUUCCUCCUCCUCCUCCUCCUGCUGGCUUGACCAGGCAGCACUCGCCUCCUUCGCUCACCCCAUGGCCACCCCACAUCUCCCAACUGCCACCGGCUAAGCCCUCUUUGCAGCACUCCCAGCUCCGCAUGCUGCAUCCCAACCCUGCUCCCCGCUCCGAACCAGAGCCCCCCGACCUUGCAGGGAGGCAAGCGUGUGGCUGGGACUUUCUUGGAGGCAGGGGAACGUUAAGAUGUUGAAAGCUCCCCAGCCGAGAGGGGCUGCGUGGACGCCAGGCCACCCGGCUAGAGGGGAGCAGGAUGGACAGAGCUGUUGGGGCCGGGAACCGAGGCCGGUAGGGAAGGAUGGACUCCCGGACCUGCCAGGACAGGCAGCCCAGUGACCACCCCAGCAGCAGCAGCAGCAAUUGUAGCAGCAGCAAGAGUAAUUGUGAAAGGGAAAGGAUCCGGAGUCGGAUGAAAAUGGUGAUCGGGCAACUGGAAGGCAUCUUACAGGAGCUCAAGGAGGUGGCCAAGGAGCUUCGGGAGGUGGUGAGCCAGAUCGACCGGCUGACCUCCGACUUCGAGUUCGAGCUGGAGCCGGACGACUGGACAACGGCAACGGCCAGCAGCACCUCCAGCAGCGAGAAGGGGGGGGGCACCUUUGAGCUGGGACCCCUCGAUUUCACCACCUCCGACAUCCUCUCCGACAGCUGGGAAUUCUGCUCCUUCCUGGAUGCUUCCACCCCCUCCGACCCAGGCGAUGGUCCCGAGCCCCACCGGCCGCAGCCGCAGCCCCCACCAGCUCGCCAGCUGGAUUACCGGCUGAUGAACGGGGGGAUCCCCAUCACCAACGGUCCCCGGGGAGGGGGGACCCCUGAUUCAUCCAGCGAGGAAGCCUUCAGCGCGCCGGCCAGCCAGAAGGUCUCACAUCACCGGCCGGCUGGCACGCGGGAACGGGUCCGGUUCAGCGACAAGGUGCUUUACCACGCUCUGUGCUGCGAUGACGACCGGGACGGUGACAGCACGGCAUCCCCCGGGGAUGAUGGCCCUGAGGAGCCCGGGCGUAAGGUGCUGGCGGGGCCAUCCUCAAAGCAUCCUUCCAUGAGUGGCGGUGGGGGGGGCGGGGGCGGACCCCCAGCACGGCGGCUGAUGAGGAACAGCAGCACCCAGACCGUAGCCGAUAAAAGCACCCAGACGGUGCUGCCUUAUAUCCCGGCCAAGCAGAAAAUUAAAAAUAAAAACUGACGCUGGCUCCACCACACGGAUUUGGGGAGGGUGGGUGGAUGGGGGGAUUCCUGGGGAGGGACAGAAAAGAAAAUAUAUAAAUAUAUAUAAAUAUAUAUUUAAAUAAAUCAAUACUAA
Messenger RNA from Falco peregrinus (peregrine falcon), 1894 nucleotides. RefSeq names its product inhibitory synaptic factor 1 (gene INSYN1). The record is from RefSeq and is a predicted model, not a curated record. The transcript is spliced from 4 exons. The coding region runs from base 896 to 1777 and encodes 293 amino acids. Gene Ontology annotation, biological process: inhibitory postsynaptic potential. NCBI's taxonomy places the organism in Eukaryota, Metazoa, Chordata, Aves, Falconiformes, Falconidae. Gene Ontology annotation, cellular component: postsynaptic density.